CCUGACGACAGACAUCAACCUCGACAUGAGAACUUUCGUUAUUCUCGCUCUUUGCGCAUUGGCAGUGUAUGAAAACAUUGAAUUCACACUUGUGUUAGCCCAAGAGCCUGCCUGCACAUGUAUACCACCAGGCAAUGAUACGGACAUUUGUAUUGGUACGACCGAAAGAAGUUGCCGGGACGAUGGCGGCAGGUGUUUAGUUGACCCAGAUCCGUUUGGUGAUAACAACCCGUGCCCCGAUGGCUUCGAACCUGCAAUAUGGGUUCUCGGAGAUUGUUGCGAUCCACGUUACGAGGAGGCCCAUACGUGUUGUACGCUUGUUGAAGUUACAACGACAAAUGUUUUACAAUAAACAGUACUAAGAAAGGAUAAGAAAACGAAUAAAGAUAAAAUUAAUCUUAAAAAAU
Messenger RNA from Owenia fusiformis, 407 nucleotides. NCBI's taxonomy places the organism in Eukaryota, Metazoa, Annelida, Polychaeta, Sabellida, Oweniidae. The record is from the annotation of a GenBank genome assembly.